AUUUAACCGCUAAAAGCCAAUGUUUUCUAAUCUACCACGUAGAGACUCAACGUCCCUUGGUGUCAUUCGUCUAAAGAAUGCGUUAAGUGUUUGUUAUGAUGCGCAACCUGGAGGUGGCGGGGAGAGAGAGGAGUUGGCAGAUUGUUAAUAAGAAAAAAAGAAAGAAAGAAAGAAAGAAAGAAAGGAAGAAGUGAAGGAAGGAAAGAAAGAAAGAAGGAGCGGUUGAGGUAAAUGAUUGAGUCCGGAAUGUCGCUCGGCUAGCGGAAUAAAGGCAAAAAAAAAAAAGAAGAAAGAAGAGAGAAAAAGAAAAGUGAGAAAGAGAAAGUAAAAGAGAAACAAAAAGAAAGUAAGGAAGGUGCGUGUGUAUGUGUGUAUGUGUGCGUGUGUGCGCGUGUGUAUGUGUGUGUGUGUGUGUGUGUAUGUGCGUGGAGGGUGGAAGAAGGAAGGAUGGAAGGCUGAAGGUAAACACAGUGAUGAAAUUAUUGGAGAUACUUCAAUCUGGCUCCUGCUUUAAGAUUCGGAUUUAACGAUGAACUGCAACGAGGAGGAUGAUGAUGAAGAAGAGAGCGAAGAGGUGUGGAAUCAAGGCUGCACCAAGAUGGAAGACAUGACAUCCCCGCUUGUCAAAUGUGAAGAGGAAUAUCCGCGCUACACCGACGAUCAUCCAAUGGAUAUUCGAGCCAUUAACACGACAACAUUAGACGAUGAGUUGGAUUCGCCAUCUGACAUCAUACCAACUAACAGCGAUAACUCAUUGGCUCAUUGCGCUGGCGGACGUAGCGCCAUGGGUGCUGGCGGGAAGAGUUUUGCCAACCUCGGGUUUCGACUUCGAGAACGAAAACUAUUAAUUGAAAAGAAACGUUGGAUUGUUGAUUUGGAGGUUGGUCUAGCUCUGAUAGGUAUUCUGAUCAUGGUGGUCGACACUGAGCUGUACUUCCAGAGCUAUUACACUAUUGACUCUUUACCCUCUCAGUGGCUAAAACUGAUGGUAUCCAUUAGUACUGUAGUCCUUCUUUUCGUUGUCUGCAUGUACUACAUGGUGGACAUGCAGCUGCGUAUGGUCGAACUCGGUCUUCGUUCCUGGAGACUUGCCGUCAGCAAGGGGUUCGUGUUAAAACUCCUUAUUGAAAUAUUAAUAUGUUGUGUACAUCCGCUACCUAUUCAUAUCGGUACGUUGGAGUUGAAGGCUCCUGAGAAAGCUACUAGAGCAUCUCAUAUUGUUGAAGAUCCACUGGCAGCCGUCCUGUCCAUCCUGAUGUUCAUGAGACUAUAUUUAAUUGCUCGCUUCAUGGUAGUUCAUAGUAACGUGCUAAUUGACAGUGCAGUGCAGAGUCUGGGAACUCUCAGCAGGGUCAAUAUCAAUGCACAGUUUGUAUUUCGAGCCCUCAUGUCCACCUGUCCCGGUGGCGUAUUGGGAAUUAUAAUGGUCAGUGUAUUUUUGAUUGGUUCUUGGACAAUGCGUGCUUGUGAAACCCAUUCAGCGCCUGGCAGCGAUACACAUACAAUAUCACAGGCGAUGUGGCUAACAGCAGUCACUUUCCUCACGUUGGGUUACGGUGACUUAACACCAAGCAGUCGUUGUGGCCGGUUCAUUGCAAUAUGGACCGGGCUCAUGGGGGUUGGUAUCACAGCUCUUUGCGUUGCCGUCCUGGCACGAAAAUUAGAACAGACUCGGCCGGAAAAAUAUGUACACACAUUUCUACGGCGCAUGCGCCUCGAUCAACGACACAAAAAUGCAGCCUCAGACGUAUUGAAGCAAGCACUCAUGAUAUGGCGGUUGAAAAGAGCGGGCUUGCCAGAAUCCAACGCACAGAUUAUGCACCAUAGGCGGAAACUAAUUGAUGCCACUGCGAUCAUGCGAAGCGCCAAAGAAGUUAGCAGUAUGGUAAGAGAAAAUACAGUCGGCAUUAUCGAGGUGGCCAACAGUGUCAAUGAAAUCUAUAACUUAGUGAAAUCUAUCAAAGAUGAACAGAGAGUAAUACAGACACGACUAUCUUCUCUCGAAGUACACAUAAUGGGUGUGAACAAACAAUUACAAAUUAACAAAUCUUGAAUAUUAAGAGAAAAAAAUAAUAAUAAUAAUAAAAAGAGGAAAUAUACACUGUCAUUUAAAAAAUGCUGAUAUCGAGAUUAUUCUGCUUCAAAAUAUUAUAUCAAAUUGGAGCCAUUGCUAACAUUUUUUUUUCUUUUAUAUUACGUUACUCUUUAAAAUGUUAACGUGAUUUGUUAUUAUUUUUAUGGACCAAUAUUCCACUGUUAAAUGGCGUUAGCUACAACACACUCAUUUUAUAUUUCUGGUUUAUUAAUACUAUUUAAACAACAAUGUUUGCACGCAAAUCUGACGUUUCGGAUAAUCAUUAAUAAUUUAAAAUGAUAAUAAUUAUAAGAAGCAUCUCACGAUGAUCGUCAUCAUCAUGACAUAAUUACUGCUACCAUAAUAACGAUGCUAUAAUAAUAAUAAUAAUAAUAAUAAUAAUAAUAAUAAUAAUAAUAAUAAUAAUGAUGAUGAUGAUGAUGAUGAUGAUGAUGAUGGUGAAUAAUCUAUGUCAGCAUUUGAUGAUGACCGCAAAAUUAUGAGUCACACAAAACAACAAACAACUAAAUACAAUGAAAACUUAAGACACAACCCAACACGAAUGUGAUGCAUAUACUAAAUUUAGUCUAUUAUAAUUUCUUUUUAACUGACCAAUUUAAAACAUGUUAUCUCUUCAGAAAGAGAAAUCUUGUUGAACACUGAUUCCUAUUUGCCAAUAUAUAAACACGGAUUUCUAUUUUAUUUCCCUUAACUAAUAAUCUCAAGACAAACAUUUCUCUAAAACCUUCCAUUUCCUCUUUCAACCUCUAUAUCUCUCUUCUCUUUUUUGUAACUAUUAGCCUCUCUCUUUCAUUCUUUCUUUUUCUUUCUCUCUUUUUAUCCUCUUCUCCUUCUCUACCUUUCUCUCUCUUUCUCUCUCUCUCUCUCUCUCUCUCUCUCACUUCGUUUAUCUGUUAAUCUAUGAGUUUAUUUCUUUCUACCUAUCUUUCUAUUUAUCUGUUUGUCUGUCUAAAUAUCUGUCUGUCUAUUCUUUCUCUUCAUCUUUGUUUCAUUCUCCAUUCUUCUAUUUAUUUAUUUUUCUCUAUCUCU
Messenger RNA from Octopus sinensis (East Asian common octopus), 3124 nucleotides. Its product is annotated as small conductance calcium-activated potassium channel protein 2-like. Gene Ontology annotation, cellular component: neuron projection; neuronal cell body; plasma membrane. NCBI's taxonomy places the organism in Eukaryota, Metazoa, Mollusca, Cephalopoda, Octopoda, Octopodidae. The record is from RefSeq and is a predicted model, not a curated record. Gene Ontology annotation, molecular function: calmodulin binding; small conductance calcium-activated potassium channel activity. Gene Ontology annotation, biological process: potassium ion transmembrane transport. The transcript has 2 exons. Bases 530 to 2053 code for a protein of 507 amino acids.